Messenger RNA from Bufo gargarizans (Asiatic toad), 1746 nucleotides. RefSeq lists its product as uncharacterized. Lineage: Eukaryota; Metazoa; Chordata; Amphibia; Anura; Bufonidae. The coding region runs from base 102 to 1112 and encodes 336 amino acids. The record is from RefSeq and is a predicted model, not a curated record. The transcript has 2 exons.
CCCAAACACCUGGACACAGAAGGAAAAGUUACAGAAAGCAUGGGUAGAGUGAGGUCAGCCAGGCAGCCAGCAGGGGCAAUGCCAGCACGACAGACAGAGCAAUGGCAGACAGGCAGCCAGCAGGGGCAAUGCCAGCACGACAGACAGAGCAAUGGCAGACAGGCAGCAGAGGGGCAAUGCCAGCACGACGGACAGACAAUGGCAGACAGGCAGCCAGCAGGGGCAAUGCCAGCACGACGGACAGAGCAAUGGCAGACAGGCAGCCAGCAGGGGCAAUGCCAGCACGACGGACAGAGCAAUGGCAGACAGGCAGCCAGCGGGGGGCAAUGCCAGCACAACAGACAGAGCAAUGGCAGCCAGCAGGUGCAAUGCCAGGACGACGGACAGAGCAAUGCCAGCCAGGCAGCCAGCAGGUGCAAUGCCAGCACGACGGACAGAGCAAUGGCAGCCAGCAGGUGCAAUGCCAGCACGACGGACAGAGCAAUGGCAGACAGGCAGCCAGCAGGUGCAAUGCCAGCACGACGGACAGAGCAAUGGCAGACAGGCAGCCAGCAGGGGCAAUGGCAGACAGGCAGCCAGCAGGGGCAAUGCCAGCACGACGGACAGAGCAAUGCCAGACAGGCAGCCAGCAGGGGCAAUGCCAGCACGACGGACAGAGCAAUGCCCGCCAGCGCACAGCACACAGCGAUGCUGACAAUGCCCGCCAGCGCACAGCACACAGCGAUGCUGACAAUGCCCGCCAGCGCACAGCGAUGCUGACAAUGCCCGCCAGCGCACAGCACACAGCGAUGCUGACAAUGCCCGCCAGCGCACAGCACACAGCGAUGCUGACAAUGCCCGCCAGCGCACAGCACACAGCGAUGCUGACAAUGCCCGCCAGCGCACAGCGCACAGCGAUGCUGACAAUGCCCGCCAGCGCACAGCGCACAGCGAUGCUGACAAUGCCCGCCAGCGCACAGCGCACAGCGAUGCUGACAAUGCCCGCCAGCGCACAGCACACAGCGAUGCUGACAAUGCCCGCCAGCGCACAGCGCACAGCGAUGCUGACAAUGCCCGCCAGCGCACAGCACACAGCGAUGCUGACAAUGCCCGCCAGCGCACACAAGCACUAAAUACACAAGCCUCUAAACAAACAUAUGGUUGUUAUUGGACCUUUCCUCCCAAAUUGAUGACACCCCCUUUGUGUUACCCCCUUUGUGUUACCGCCCUUUGUGUUACCGCCCUUUGUGUUACCGCCCUUUGUGUUACCGCCCUUUGUGUUACCGCCCUUUGUGUUACCGCCCUUUGUGUUACCGCCCUUUGUGUUACCGCCCUUUGUGUUACCGCCCUUUGUGUUACCGCCCUUUGUGUUACCGCCCUUUGUGUUACCGCCCUUUGUGUUACCGCCCUUUGUGUUACCGCCCUUUGUGUUACCGCCCUUUGUGUUACUUUCAUAUAUUUAUUUAGAGGCAGGAAAAGAAACGAGUGAGAGCUACAGAACCAGUCUAUGGAAUGAUGGAAUCACACAACCCGUGAACCUAGGACUCUGCUAACGAGGUGAUGGAAGGAAAGCUGGGUGACGUACAAUAUGGCCGCCAUGACAGCUCCAAUAGGGGUUGUCACCCAUCUUUCCCAGAUUCCUAAAUGGAGAGUUCUAUGAUGUCUGGAGCUGCACCUCAGUGACCUGCAGGCCAGGAUCCGGAGGACUAUAUCUGGGAGGAUCCUCUGCCUGCAGGAUGAGGAGGAUGAUGAUGAUGGAGGGUGAAU